Peromyscus maniculatus bairdii (prairie deer mouse) is the source of this 2610-nucleotide messenger RNA. RefSeq names its product solute carrier family 6 member 12 (gene Slc6a12). Gene Ontology annotation, molecular function: gamma-aminobutyric acid:sodium:chloride symporter activity. The record is from RefSeq and is a predicted model, not a curated record. Gene Ontology annotation, cellular component: plasma membrane; cell projection. Lineage: Eukaryota; Metazoa; Chordata; Mammalia; Rodentia; Cricetidae. Gene Ontology annotation, biological process: sodium ion transmembrane transport; nitrogen compound transport; neurotransmitter transport.
CCUGCCCUUUAACCCUGGCACCCAUGGCAGCCUUUGAGCCCUUCUGGUCUAGAGGCCAGAGGCCAGGCUGCUGUUAUUCACAACUUACUGAAGAUCUGGACAGAAGGGCCAGCUGAGAUGGUGGCAGGUUAUAAAAAUCGAAAGGGAUUUGAGCUAUAAGGUCCUCAGUGAUGGGGUUUUAAUUACAGCUUUAGCCCUGGGUGGUGCCAGGCCAGUCUCUAACUCCUAAAAACCUGCUUUGUCCAUUGCUUUGUCUGCCGAAGACUUGGCAAGCUAGAAUCUGCUUCCUGUUGGCUCGGCCUCAUAACUCUGAGAGCAGAGUGUCACUUGAGGCAGACAUGCCAUCAGGAGCUUGGGAAGAAAGGGUCUCCCUAUCCAGUAUGGACAGAAAAGUUGCCGUCCAUGAAGAUGGGUAUCCUGUGGUCUCUUGGGUCCCUGAGGAGGGAGAGAUGCUGGACCAGAAAGGCAAGGACCAGGUGAAGGAUCGAGGCCAAUGGACCAACAAGAUGGAGUUUGUGCUGUCAGUGGCCGGGGAGAUCAUCGGGCUGGGCAACGUCUGGAGGUUUCCCUACCUCUGCUACAAGAACGGGGGAGGAGCGUUCUUCGUGCCCUACUUCAUCUUCUUCUUCAGCUGUGGCAUCCCAGUCUUCUUCCUGGAGGUGGCCCUGGGCCAGUACAGCAGCCAGGGGAGUGUUACUGCUUGGAGGAAGAUCUGUCCUCUCCUCCAAGGCAUUGGCAUGGCGUCGGUGGUCAUUGAGUCUUACUUGAACAUCUACUACAUCAUCAUCCUCGCCUGGGCUCUCUUCUACCUGUUCAGCUCCUUCACUUCUGAGCUGCCCUGGACAACCUGCAGCAACUCCUGGAACACAGAGCAUUGUGUGGACUUCUUGAACCACUCAGCAGCCACGGGAGUGAACCACUCUGAGAACGUCACCUCGCCUGUCAUGGAAUUCUGGGAGAGACGGGUUCUAGGUAUUACAUCGGGCAUCCAUGACCUGGGGUCCCUGCGCUGGGAGCUGGCCUUGUGUCUUUUGCUCGCCUGGAUCAUCUGCUACUUCUGCAUCUGGAAGGGGGUCAAGUCCACGGGCAAGGUUGUCUAUUUCACAGCCACUUUCCCCUACCUGAUGUUGAUUAUUCUCCUCAUCCGGGGCGUCACCCUUCCUGGAGCCUAUCAGGGCAUCGUCUUCUACCUGAAGCCAGACUUGCUGCGCCUCAAGGACCCCCAGGUGUGGAUGGAUGCGGGCACCCAGAUCUUCUUCUCCUUUGCCAUCUGCCAGGGGUGCCUGACGGCCCUGGGCAGCUAUAACAAGUACCACAACAACUGCUACAGGGACUCCAUAGCCCUCUGCUUCCUGAACAGUGCUACCAGCUUCGUGGCUGGGUUUGUCGUCUUCUCCAUCCUGGGCUUCAUGUCUCAAGAGCAGGGGAUACCCAUUUCUGAAGUGGCCGAGUCAGGUCCUGGUCUGGCCUUCAUUGCCUUUCCCAAAGCUGUGACGAUGAUGCCUUUGUCCCAGCUAUGGUCCUGCCUUUUCUUCAUCAUGCUCCUGUUUCUAGGGCUGGACAGCCAGUUUGUCUGUAUGGAGUGCUUGGUGACCGCCUCCAUGGACAUGUUCCCCCAGCAGCUCCGGAAGGGCGGCCGGCGUGAGCUGCUGAUCCUGGGUGUUGCAAUCGUGUGCUACUUGAUGGGGCUCCUUCUGGUCACUGAGGGCGGGAUGUACAUCUUCCAGCUCUUUGACUACUACGCCUCCAGUGGCAUAUGCCUGCUCUUCCUGUCUUUGUUUGAGGUGGUCUGCAUCGGCUGGGUAUACGGGGCGGACCGUUUCUAUGACAACGUUGAGGACAUGAUUGGCUACCGGCCAUGGCCCUUGGUGAAGAUCUCCUGGCUCUUCCUGACCCCUGGUCUUUGCCUGGCCACAUUCAUCUUCUCCUUGAGCAAGUACACACCUCUCAAAUACAACAAUGUCUACGUGUACCCUUCUUGGGGAUACUCCAUUGGAUGGUUCUUGGCUUUCUCCUCCAUGGCCUGUGUCCCACUCUACAUCAUCAUCACCCUUCUGCAGACCCAGGGUUCCUUCAAGAAGCGCCUUCAAAGACUCAUCACACCGGACCCCAGUCUGCCCCAGCCGGGGCGGCGUCCACCUCAGGAUGGCACUUCUGCUCAGAACUGUUCGCCCUCGCCAGCUAAGCGAGAACUCAUUGCCUGGGAGAAGGAGACGCAUUUGUAGGACGUGCCAGAGGCCAGGUGGCUCCAGAGUCAGGGACCUGGUCAAGGCUACCUCCUCCCAGGGAUAACCUCUGCCUCGAGCUUGUCGAGACCAUGGAGGUCUCUGGACACCCCCUGCCAGGAGCCACUCUUCUGUUCAGUUGGAGCAGCUUGUCACUUCUCAAUCCUUCCCACCCGUGCUCCAGGAAGCUGUAUUUGCCAUGCACUUUGAACUCAAAACCCUGACUUUUUGGAUUAAAAACUGAGAACCAGACAAAGUGACGUUUUCAAGUUCACACAGCUUGUCAGAGCCCGAGACCCUCCGCUACUCCUGUGCUGGGGCUUGUGAACCUCCAGACUCACCCCUGCCUCAGCUAACAAGCCUGUAUGGAUCACCUGCCACUGCA